AUGUCUAAUACUAUUGAUAAACUUAAACGUAAGAAAAAAGAAAAACAAGCAGCAAUUAAUUCUAAUAUUCCAUCAACGGAUGUUGGAGUUAUUCGAAUUGGUCAUUAUAUUCUUAAUGAAACACUUGGAACUGGAAGUUUUGGCAAAGUAAAAAAAGCAUAUCAUCAAUUGACAAGACAUACAGUAGCUAUUAAAAUUGUUAAUCGGACGAAAAUAAAACAAUUAGAUGUUGUUGGAAAAAUUCGAAGAGAAAUUCAAAAUUUAAGACUUUUUCGACAUCCACAUAUUAUUAAAUUAUAUCAAGUAAUAAGUACACCAACAGAUAUAUUUAUGGUUAUGGAAUAUGUAUCUGGAGGAGAAUUAUUUGAUUAUAUUGUUAAAAAAGGAAAAUUAAGUGAAGCUGAAGCUCGACCUUUUUUUCAACAGAUAAUAUCAGGUGUUGAUUAUUGUCAUCGACAUAUGGUUGUAUGUAUCAGAGUUUAUUGGAGUUUUUUUUUUUUUUUUAAAGUUUUUUGUCCUCUUUGGGUGAUCGUGAGUUCGAGUGAAAUUUUUUUUGUUGAGGAGUGGUGCGNAAAAAGCCAUGGUGCAAAUAUUAAUAAUGGUGGACCAUCAAAAUAUAAAUCUCCAUCUCGAAAAGUUGAAAUAGCUGAUUUUUUUGCAGCAUCAAGUCCACCACAUUCAUCAUUUAUAUCAUCAAUGCCAACAAAUCCAACAUCAGCUCGUUCUCCAUCACCAUUUUUUCAAAAACCAGUUUAUCUUACACAGAAAUCAGCACCAGUUCGUCCUCAUCCAGAAAAAAUGCCAGCUUUAAAAGAUCUAAGUGUAACGUUAGAUCCAAUUGAUGCAUAUUAUUCAUCAUCAACAAGUACAACUAGUUCUCAACAAAAUUCUUCUAAUAAUAGAAAAUUAUCAGGUUCAACAACAUCAUCAUCAUCAUCAACAACAACAACGACUGCAACAACAGGUGCUGCAUCGUUAAAAAAAGCUAAAUGGCAUUUAGGAAUACGAUCUCAAUCAAAACCACAAGAUAUUAUGAAUGAAGUUUUUAAAGCGAUGAAAGAAUUAGGAAUGGAAUGGAAAUAUUGUAAUAAUAGUAUGUAUAGUCUUCGAACUCGUCGAAAAGUAACCAAUACAAAUCGAUAUGUUAAAUUGGGUCUUCAAUUAUAUCAAGUUGAUCAUCGAUCUUAUUUACUUGAUUUUCGUAAUUUAAAUACAAAUACUGAUCCUCAUCAAAAUCCAUCAUUUAGACUUCCUGAUGAUGAUGAUAUGGAAAAUGUUCAACCAAAUCGUUCAUCAAGUUGGGAUUUUACAGAUAAUGAAAAUGAAGCUACAACUGACGAUGGGGUAUCAGAAGUAAUGGAAUUUUUUGAAACAGCUGCCAGUCUUAUUCGUACAUUAGCGCCUGAUUCGGCUCCAAAACCAACUCAUGCAGUCCCUACGACAUCUUCCUAA
Molecule: messenger RNA, 1452 nt
Organism: Rotaria sp. Silwood2
Lineage: Eukaryota; Metazoa; Rotifera; Eurotatoria; Philodinida; Philodinidae
Source: the annotation of a GenBank genome assembly